Adineta ricciae is the source of this 1476-nucleotide messenger RNA. Lineage: Eukaryota; Metazoa; Rotifera; Eurotatoria; Adinetida; Adinetidae. The record is from the annotation of a GenBank genome assembly.
AUGACAGAAUCUGUCAAUGAAUGUGAUAUUGAAACACAUUCAGACACUGAUGAAGUCAAGCGAGUCAAAUUUAAAAUCAAACAACGCAGACUCAUCAAACCCGGUGGUUUCGGUAAACCAAGUGUUUAUCAUGGUCUAGUUGUUAUUUUUCUCGAAUUUUUCGCAUGGGGUCUUCUAACAAAUCCUGUUAUCUCAACGCUUAAUCGAACAUUUCCGACUCAUACAUUCUUAAUGAAUGGCGUUAUUCAUGGAAUGAAAGGUUUAUUGACAUUCCUAAGUUCGCCGUUGUUAGGUGCUUACUCUGACGUCUGGGGACGCAAAUCUUUUCUACUUCUUACGGUUUUCUUUACGUGCUGUCCAAUACCAUUGAUGAAAUUUAGUCCGAUGUGGUACUUUGCUUUAAUUAGUAUCAGUGGCCUAUUUUCUGUAACGUUCAGCGUCGUUUACGCGUAUGUAGCUGAUGUUACGGAUGAGAAUUCUCGUGGCGCGGCAUAUGGAUUAGUAACAGCGACAUUUGCUGCAUCAUUAAUUACAAGUCCGGCCAUCGGUGCACAUCUCGCUCGACUCUACAGUGAUAAUUUCAUUAUUGCACUUGGUACGGCAGUUGCCGUGUUAGAUUUGUUGUUUAUCUAUUUCAUGGUACCGGAAUCUUUACCAGAACGAUUGCGCAUUGAUCAGAAAGUGUCAUGGGACAAAAUCGAUCCAUUUUCAGCUCUUAAGAAAAUAACUCACGAUCGUUUUAUUUAUCUGAUCUGUCUCAUCGUUCUUCUAUCAUAUCUUCCGGAAGCUGGGCAAUAUUCCUGUUUUUUCGUUUAUUUACGCUUAGUAUUGGGCUUUUCCGAAGAUGAAGUUGCUUAUUUCAUCGCAUUUAUCGGUGUACUUUCAUGCAUUGCUCAAACUGCCUUUUUGGCAUGUUUACAAAAAUAUUUCGGUGCAAAAGAAACAAUCAUGGUUGGAUUGUUUUUUCAAAUCGUUCAAUUAGCAGCAUUCGGAAUUGCCACAUCCACUUGGGUCAUGUGGUUCGCCGGUGGCUUAGCUGCACUUUCAUCCUUAACCUAUCCGUCGAUUAGUGCAUUCGUUUCCGUCUAUGCAGAUGAAAAUCAACAAGGUCUUGUCCAAGGAAUGGUUAAUGGCGUCCGUGGUCUAUGCAAUGGUCUUGGACCUGCUCUAUUUGGAUUCACCUUCUAUCUCUUCAAUGUCGAUUUCGGCUUUUCGUCCAAUACAGUUCUCCCACCAAGCAAUUCGAACAUUACAACAAUUCUAUCGAAUGCCAAACCAGUUUACUCGUCGAUGUUAAAUCGCGAAGUACCUGGUCCACCCUUUCUAUUCGGUGCUUUUCUUGCUACAGUUGCGCUAAUGUUCGCCCUUCUCCUCCCGCAUUCAGUCGGUACGGGAAAUGAUGCGAGAACCAUCGAACAAAGCGCUCGUCUGAUGGAACGAGGAGAAGAUAUCAAUGAUACAAAUCAAUUCGAUUAG